Molecule: messenger RNA, 1074 nt
Organism: Colletotrichum paranaense
Lineage: Eukaryota; Fungi; Ascomycota; Sordariomycetes; Glomerellales; Glomerellaceae
Product: synaptobrevin
Exons: 3
Coding region: 1-1074 (357 amino acids)
Biological process (GO): retrograde vesicle-mediated transport, Golgi to endoplasmic reticulum
Cellular component (GO): endoplasmic reticulum; SNARE complex
Molecular function (GO): SNAP receptor activity
Source: RefSeq, a predicted model, not a curated record
AUGGCUCGAUUAUCAUCGGCGUCACCAUUUACCGCCGGCGGCGCAACCCCCGAGAAGGGCGCGGCCGAGCUCAACCAACUCCUGCGACGACUUGACCAUGCGAUCCUGCAUGCCGAUCAGAGCCGCGAGCGCAGGUUACGGGCUAGCGAAUUUGAGCGAGCGAGAUUGAACUCGAACCUCGAAUAUGCCCGGAGUCUUCUUACCAGAGUCGAGCAGGAGGCGCUGCACGUCAAGCUGCUCUCCCGGCGGCAGGAUAUGCAGGUCGAUCUCAACCGUAAACGCGAACUUCUCGAGAGACUGGUGGACAGGAUGCAUGAUCUCGAACAGUUACACGAGGAUGAGGAUGACAACAGUUCAGAUGGAGAGGACGUCCUGGCCGAUAUCAUUCCUACACCAAGCGAGAGCAUGGACUCGCGGUCAACAGAUAUACCCACAGACAACACCCCCGAAGACGACGACGAUGAACCAGAAAUACCGGAACUGCCUCCACCAGUAACGGCUGUCCCCAGAGAACCGUCAGAGGCGUCAACGGCACCAGCACGAUCAGCAACAGAACCAUCACCUGCGCCGCAGACACACACAACCCUCGAGGCGGGCACGACAACAACGCAGACCCUCCGCUCCCGCGGCCCAGCCCGCCCAGAUUCGCCCUCAGCGACAACGACAGCCACAGCCCGCGCAGCCCUCUUCGCCUCCCGCCGCUCCAACACCACGAAGUCCUCGGCCUCCGGCCCCGCGUCGUCGACGGCGACGGCCGAGGCGAUCCUGGACCACCAGCGCGCGGAGCAGGACGCGCUCUCCGAGUCGAUCCUCAAGAUGGCCAGCGCGCUCAAGGCCAGCUCGCAGAAGUUCUCGAGCACACUCGAGCAGGACAAGGGCGUGGUGUCGCGCGCGGCGGACGGGAUGGAUAAGACGGAGAGGUCGAUGGACGCCGCGAGCCGGCGGAUGGGCACGCUGCGGAAGAUGACGGAGGGGAAAGGAUGGUGGGGGAGGAUGAUUUUGUAUGCUUGGGUGUACGGGCUCAUGGUCGCCUUGAUCCUCUUGGUGUUUGUGAUGCCCAAGCUGAGGUUUUAA